Molecule: messenger RNA, 1566 nt
Organism: Suhomyces tanzawaensis NRRL Y-17324
Lineage: Eukaryota; Fungi; Ascomycota; Pichiomycetes; Serinales; Debaryomycetaceae
Product: MFS general substrate transporter
Exons: 1
Coding region: 1-1566 (521 amino acids)
Biological process (GO): transmembrane transport
Cellular component (GO): membrane
Molecular function (GO): transmembrane transporter activity
Source: RefSeq, a predicted model, not a curated record
AUGAAUGAAGAGGCCCUCCUCCUUCCACGCAAGCGCUCGGAGCAGUUCCACAUCGACGAGCCCGAUCAGGAGUCCCACUGGAUCCACGAGCACCGACGCCAGCUCUCCACACUACCAUGGCACAAACGGCCAUCCUUUGGCACCAUGGGGUUCAUUCUCUUCCUCAUAGCAUUGGCUGCCUCGUGUGGCCAGCCCACCAAGGACUCGCUCAACGCCAAGUUGGCGUGCCGAGCGUCGGGUCAGCUCUACUGUGAUCCUGUGCUAAAACAGGUGAUCUUGUCCAACCUCAAUCUCGUGUGCUCCACCACCACCAGCAUCGUGCUGAUGGUGGUCCUGGCUAACGUGGGUCCGCUCUCGGACUCCUACGGCCGGAGCCCGUUCUUCUGCUACUAUAUUUUGGCCAACUUCCUUGCGCUGGCGGCAUUGCUCUGGGUCUAUAGAACCUACUCUACCUUGAAGUUCUGGUUGAUUGUACUGACUUCGUUCAUUUCGAGCUUGAGCGGAGGCAACUACUCGCUCCUCUCGCUCCUGAACGCUUAUGCAUCGGAUAUCGUGGCUCCCGAGAACAGGAUCUACUCGUUGGGCUUGGUGUCUGCUGCCAUAUUUGCAGGCAGUACUCUUGGGCCCAUGUUGGGAGAGUUUGUGCUAAAUCGCUCCAGCGAUAUCACCUCUAUCAAUGGGGACAUUCUUGCCAACGAACUAGUCCCCAUCAAGGUGGAAUUGUGCAUCCAGGCGGUGGUAAUGGUAUUUACUUUCAUGUUUCUUCGAGAGUCUCGCUCGAAACAGGCCCUUUUGCGGGCAAGAGCAGACCAAGCAAGUACUCCUCGUACGUUGGUGGACGCUAUCAAUUUCUUCAAGCCUCUUAAGCUAUUGGCGUUGCCCCGUUCGGUGGCUCGUCCCCACCAAAGACUCUCCAUCCGCAGGUCCAGGUAUGUGGUGGUGCUCCUUGUCACCAUCGAGAUUUUGAUGGCACUUGUGGACGAUAUCGUCCGCACCAUCAUCACCCAGUACGGCAUUUUCAGGUUCAAUUGGUCCGCCAAGCAGUUGGGGUACUUCCUGUCAAUAAACUCGUUGGCCAGUGCCGUGGUGCUAAUGGCCAUUUCGCCGUUGCUCAACAAGGUGUUGUUCGCCAAACUACUUGGUUAUUCAGCGUUGGAGUCGCAGUUUGACACCAUCGACUUUGCCAUGCUUUUGGUGGCCUUGGUCAACGAAAUCGUCAGUCUCUCCAUGCUCUACACCAGCACCAGCACUUCGGAAAUGUUCUUCGCUGGAAAUUUAUUGACCAUCAGCUUGAUCGGUGGGCCUGCCAUCACUUCUGCCAUGCUCAAAUUUUAUCCAGAAUCAAAGGUAGGUGAGUUCUUCAGUGCACAGUCUAUCUUGAAAAAUGCAUUGGGAAUCAUUUCACCACUAGUAUUUCAAUGGUUGUACAAGUACAGCCUUAGAAACCAAGUAGCUAACUUGUCGUUUGGGGUGUAUGCAUUGAUCAUUAUGCUGUGCACGGGAUGUCUUCUCGUGGCCAGAAGGCUCUCCUUAGCUACUCAACUGGGGCAUAUAGCCACCCCGUAA